AUGGCUGAGAUCAAUUACUUGGGGGCAGUCAAGUCACCCGGCUUAGUUAAGCUGACUGGUUAUCGCUUGGAAGAUGAACAACGGCUUAGUUUGUACGAGUUUAUGCAUAAUGGUAGUCUUGAGGAUCAUAUGUUCACAAAUGAUGUGCAGUUAAAGCCGCUCUCAUGGAGCUUACGUGUUAAGGUUGCUCUUAAUGCAGCUGAAGCGCUUGCAUUUCUACAUAGCUGCCCUGUUAAAGUCAUAUGCCGAGGCAUCAAGGCACCUUACAUCUUGCUCGACUCGGUAUAA
This is a messenger RNA of Eruca vesicaria subsp. sativa (arugula), 288 nucleotides long. The record is from the annotation of a GenBank genome assembly. NCBI's taxonomy places the organism in Eukaryota, Viridiplantae, Streptophyta, Magnoliopsida, Brassicales, Brassicaceae.